Messenger RNA from Ziziphus jujuba (common jujube), 1965 nucleotides. Its product is annotated as protein phosphatase 2C 77. The transcript has 5 exons. The coding region runs from base 157 to 1731 and encodes 524 amino acids. Gene Ontology annotation, biological process: protein dephosphorylation. Lineage: Eukaryota; Viridiplantae; Streptophyta; Magnoliopsida; Rosales; Rhamnaceae. Gene Ontology annotation, molecular function: cation binding; protein serine/threonine phosphatase activity. The record is from RefSeq and is a predicted model, not a curated record.
CUUUACAUAGGCACGUCUCUCUCUCUUCUUCUUGAUGAGUCUGUCUAACAACAUAAUACAUCCCUAUUAAGCUUCUUCUUCUUCUUCUUCUUUUUGCCACUUCCCAACUCUCUCUCGCAAAGCUCGAAUGCAGUUUUUGAAACGUGAAGGGAAUUGAUGGAGAAGGUAUCUUCGGCAAUUGCAGUCCCAUAUAGACCAGGUAACUUGAUCCAUGAAGACUCAGCAGUAAAAACCCAAGUGGGAAUUACUGGCCUCAAGCUCAUAGCAAAUACAGCACCCUUGUUUUCCAAUCCCAAUACCAAGUCAAAUCCGCCUUGUGACUCGAUUUCUUGUGGAAAUGAAGGUGAUGGUGGAAACGAUCCACGGGAUCAAAACAGGGGAGCAGAAGCAGUUAUGUUGAAAACGGACAUGGAAAAUCAAGAUAAUCAGAUUUCCAUCCGAACCAAUAAACGGCGAAGUGAGGAACAAGAAUCCAAUCCAUGCUUUCGGUCUCGAGGGAGAGAAACUGGCAGAACAUGUGCUGAUGAAUUCUCAGCUCAAAGGAACAAAGAUAUUGAUGAAAGAAUUGGCAAGGCCAAUUCGAAAGAAUCCAAUAUUGCUGAAUUGGAAGAUGGACAAGAUAUCGUUGCAGUUGAUGGUAAAGAUAGCGAUGGAUCCGAUGAGUCUGAUGCAUAUACAUCAUCUACCUCGCUUGCUCAGGUUUCCCAGGAAAAGAGACUGUGUAGAACAAGAAGCCGAAAUGCUGUUGAAUCGGAUUGCAUACCCCUUUGGGGUUUCACAUCUAUUUGUGGAAGGAGACAGGAGAUGGAGGAUGCUGUUUCAGAUGUACCUAGACUUUUGCAAGUUCCUCUUCAUAUGCUAAUGGAGGACUGCCAAAACUUAAAUGGCAUAAGUCAUCACAACCGAACUCAGUUAAGCUCCCAUUUCUAUGGGGUCUUCGAUGGACAUGGGGGUUGUCAGGUUGCUAAUUAUUGUCAAGAACGAAUUCAUUCGGCCCUGGUGGAAGAGAUAGAAACUUCAAAAGCAGAUAAUAGUAAUGGGAACAGUUGGCAGGAGCUGUGGGAAAAGGCCUUCUCAAACUGUUUUUCGAAAGUUGAUGCUGAGGUUGGAGGAGCCCCCAGAGGCAGCAAUGGAAGCCGUAGUCUUCAACCUGUUGCACCAGAAACUGUAGGUUCUACAGCGGUGGUUGCUUUAGUAUGUCCAACCCAUAUCAUAGUGGCAAACUGUGGUGAUUCAAGGGCAGUUUUGUGUCGAGGAAAAUCGCCGGUGCCAUUGUCAGUAGACCACAAACCAGACAGAGAAGAUGAACAUGCAAGAGUAGAGGCAGCAGGAGGCAAGGUCAUACAGUGGAACGGUUCUCGUGUUUUUGGUGUUCUUGCAAUGUCAAGGUCCAUAGGUGACAGAUACUUGAAGCCAUGGAUAAUUCCAGAUCCAGAAGUAAUGUUUGUUCCUCGAGCAAAAGAAGAUGAGUGCCUUAUUCUGGCCAGUGAUGGCUUAUGGGAUGUAAUGAGUAAUGAAGAAGCCUGUGAUAUUGCCCGGAAGAGAAUCCUUGUGUGGCAUAAAAAGUAUGGUGACACCCUCUCAGCCGAAAGAGGUGACGGUGUCGAUCCUGCUGCUCAAUCUGCAGCAGAUUACCUCUCCAAGCUUGCUCUCCAUAAGGGAAGCAAAGACAAUAUCACUGUAAUAGUGGUAGACUUAAAGGCAAUAAGGAAAUUCAAGAGAAAGACUUGAAUUUCUUUCUUUAUUUCAGGUAUAUUUCCUCUUUUCUUUUGCUGCCCCACCCCCCCCAAAAAAAAAAAAAAAAAAAAAAUGUUUUUUCUGGAAUGCGUUAGCAUAAAGAAUAUAUACGUUUAGAAUCAUUGUAUGACACCGCCCGCCAUUUUUUCAACCGGGCUAAGUAUGAUCGUAAUACCCAAUGUAUACUGAAAAUUUGCAAUAUAUAACUGAUUACUUUCUUAUGAUUUA